AUGGGAAACUACCUGAAAAAACCUAGCAAAAACCUUGAAGAUCCUCUACUAGAAUCACAGGAAGAAGACGCUGAUGCAAGCUUUACUUGCGAGAUUUGCAUCGAACCCGUCUUGACAAACAAGAAAUUCAAGAACAAGAACCAUUGUGCUCAUUCCUUUUGUAAAGAAUGCAUAGCCAAAUACAUCGAACUCAAGAUCGAAGAUCACGUAGCAAGCGUUCAAUGCCCUGGAUAGAAUUGCAAACGAGUUUUAGAUCCUCUCUCUUGCAGAACGAUAAUCUCACGAAAUGUUUUUGCAAAGUGGUGCGACGUUCUCUGUGAUAAUUAUGUUCUAGGGUUUGAAAGAGGCUAUUGCCCUAAUAGGAGUUGCGGGGAGUUGGUGGUGAAUGAGUGUGGUGGGAAUGUGAAGAAAACUACAUGUCCAAAUUGUAAGAAACUGUUUUGUUUUCAGUGCACGUCGGCAUGGCAUCCGGGGUUGGGAUGUGAAGAAGGUAGAAUUAUUGGGGACCCGAAUGAUACUUUAUUUUUGCAACUGGUGAAGAGAAAAGCAUGGAUUAAGUGUCCUGGUUGUGGACACUUUGUUGAGCGCAUAAAAGGCUGUAAUUCCAUCAAAUGCAGAUGCCGGACUGAGUUUUGCUAUGAAUGUGGAAAAGCUAUAAGGGAAUGCGAAUGCCGCGGCUAUCGGCGUAAUUUUUAUUGGCUGCUCAGCUCUGUGGUUCUAAUUAUUUUACUAGCUCUUUUUCUUUAUUUCGAGCCCUUGUAA
Molecule: messenger RNA, 762 nt
Organism: Pistacia vera
Lineage: Eukaryota; Viridiplantae; Streptophyta; Magnoliopsida; Sapindales; Anacardiaceae
Product: probable E3 ubiquitin-protein ligase RNF217
Exons: 2
Biological process (GO): positive regulation of proteasomal ubiquitin-dependent protein catabolic process; ubiquitin-dependent protein catabolic process; protein polyubiquitination
Cellular component (GO): cytoplasm; ubiquitin ligase complex
Molecular function (GO): ubiquitin protein ligase activity; ubiquitin conjugating enzyme binding; zinc ion binding
Source: RefSeq, a predicted model, not a curated record